ACGAAAGAGGAUAUUCAGUUUUAUUCUCUUAGUCCUCGAAUUUCUCUAUUAUAUUAGAAUUUUAUAUUAUAAAUUUUAUAAAUCAAAUUAACUUAUGUUAUGACUCAAUGCCAAAUGAUAUUUUGAGUCAAAAACACGACACGGCCCUGUCGAUCAGAGGGCCUUAACUCAUUAUAUUUGCUAAUUAUUAUUAUUAUUCCUUUUAGCUUGACCAAUUAGGGGAAUGUUGGCAUGGUUCGCACAGAGUGAACCUUCAAACAACACAAAUUUUCUAUUUGUUUACAAAGAGCUAGUUCGUAGUUCGUCAUUUCUUAGCCGUACGAUAGAUAAUUAUUAAGCUCAUGAAUCGGGAUGAGAAAUGGUAAUUCAACUCUUUCCAAACAAAGAGAAAAUUCACAUCGUUUGAAGUUUGACUCUGUGCGAACCAUGCCUACAUUCCCCUAAUAUGCAUUCGAAUACAAAUUCAUAUGAAGUUUUUAAUAAUAAUCAAAUUACAAGGUAUGAUUUCUUUUCUUUAAUCUAUCCGACAAAAUUCAUCAUGAACCAAAGUCUAAACAAUUUGUGAUUUUUUUACAUGUUGCGGAUGGUCAUAAGAGCAGAAUUUACAGUAACCUUGAUAAUGAUAUUGAAGGCAUAAUUUUGAAUGGAACUUAUUGUAUUACGUCAUAACAAAUAUUAUUGUGAGUUUUAAACUACCACUACCACACUGAUCAUCAACUAUUAUCUUUUGUCUGAUAUUUUCUUCAAGCAACAGAGAUUAAACAGCAAAAUCAUCAGUACAAUGUUGUGAACAAAAGUAAUAGGAUCGACAAAAAUUUUAAAAUUGAAAAUGAAGCUUAUAAUCAUCGGUCUAGUCGUAUUCACGUUUUUCUCUUUAAAUUUGGGAGCUAAUAUAUUGGUGCUUGAAGGACUACCUUCACCAAGUCAUCACGUUCUUUUUCGAGUAGUUAAUGAGGCACUUGCAGCCCGUGGUCACAAUGUCACAGCUAUUGGGGCAGAUAUUGACCAUUAUGCAGUUGAAAAUGUAACGUAUCUUCAUUUGGAUCGAGUGUAUGAGAGCAUCUAUGCCAGUGGAGAAGAUCCUAUAAACUUCGUAGAAAUGGGAAAAAUCAAUCCUUGGAUGACUUUAGCCGUAUUAACUCAAUUGAUCUUAAAGACAUUCGAUGGAGCACAAAAGUCGUCAGGUUAUCAGCAACUUCUAAAUUAUCCUGAAAACUUCAAGUUUGAUCUCGUAAUUUACGAUUUUAUAGCGACUCCCUUUCUUUUGGGGUUUAUGCAUAAAUAUGGAAAUCCACCUCUCAUAGGUUUAACAGGAUACAAUGCCAUAUCCAUGACCUCUGUUAUCUUAGGCUCUCCCUAUCACCCUUCUCUUGUGGCACAUCAUUGUCGAAUGGAAUCUUAUAAUAGUUUUUUAAGACGUGUAGAGAAUUAUUUACUCCACUGGGUGGAUCACACAAUCAGGAAAUAUUUAGUAUUACCAAAAAUUCAAACUGGACUUGAGAAAGAUUUUCCAGGACUUCCUCCUGUUGCACAACUUGAGGAAUCAGCUCGAUUAGCUUUAGUGAAUUAUCAUCCCGUUUUUGAGCCCUCAGAACCCAUGCUUCCAAAUGUAAUUGGAAUUGCUGGACUACAAAUUCAAGAGCCAAAACGCCUUCCGAAGGAUCUUAAGGAGAUUGCUGAUCAACGAUCGUUUGUUUUCUUUAGUUUGGGAACUAAUACUCAACCAGAAAUGCUGGGGGAGCAGAGAAUCAAGCACAUAGUCGGAGCGUUUCGAGAGCUGAGCCAAUUCACAAUCUUCUGGAAAGUCAAAGGAAAUCUUCCAUUAGAAGUUCCUCCUAAUCUUGUGAUACGCCCGUGGUUUCCACAAUCAGAUUUACUAGCCCAUCCAAAUGCAAAACUUUUUAUAAGUCAUUGUGGUUUAUUAAGUACUCAUGAGGCAACUUGGAGAGCCGUUCCAAUCCUUGGUGUACCAAUAAUACUUGAUCAAUUCAUGAAUGCCGCAAAUUCUGUGAAGGCGGGAAUGGCACUGGAGUAUGAUAUUAGAAACGUGACUAAAGAUACUUUUAAGUCCACAAUUUUGGAGUUGAUCACAAAUUCAACUUACAAGAAAAAUGCUCUUCUGAGAAGUAAAAUGUUCAGAGAUCAUCCAGAAAAACCAUUAGAUCGUGCAAUCUGGUGGAUUGAAUAUGUCUUGAGAAAUCCCAAUGAGAAUAUCUUUAGAUCAGAAGCAUUAUCUUUAAAUAUUUUCCAAAAGCAUGAUGGUGAUAUUGUAGUUUUCUUGAGUUGUGUCGUCUUUCUUUGUUUGUAUAUAACUUUUAAAAUUCUGAGGGUGAUUGUCAGGAGGAUCAAAGUAUCUUCUCAACGUAAGAAGACGAAGUAUGAGUAGAUAUUUUGGCUUAUGACGAUGAUUAAAUACAGAACAUCUUUUGUUUUGUUCAUAUAUUUUUUUGCAUUUUAGUUGGGGUGUAUGAACAAAAAGUGAAGAUAAAAAAGAAAUUCUAGAUGAACCAUAAGAAAUACAGUGUAUAUUCUUUGAUUGUUUAAAUUUUGGUUUUCAUUAUCUUAUCACUUUCAAUUGUAAACUCAGUUUUUGUGUAAUCAUUAUGGAGCGAAAUAUUAAUGAAUAUUAAAUGUCUGCAAUAAAUGAGAAGAUUCUACAAAAAAAAAUAAAUAAAUAACUAAAAUAGAGUAAGAGGCGAA
Molecule: messenger RNA, 2700 nt
Organism: Phlebotomus papatasi
Lineage: Eukaryota; Metazoa; Arthropoda; Insecta; Diptera; Psychodidae
Product: UDP-glycosyltransferase UGT4-like
Exons: 3
Coding region: 830-2386 (518 amino acids)
Molecular function (GO): UDP-glycosyltransferase activity
Source: RefSeq, a predicted model, not a curated record